CUCCCCACUAUAAAUUUCUCCAAGGAGCUGAGCGCGUUUUCUGUUUGGCGGAAGGCGCAGAGCGAGGGCCGAGGGGCUUGAAUUGCCAAUUGCACAUUCCACCAAAUGGCGAGGAUCAAGGUUCAUGAACUCCGAACCAAGUCGAAGACUGAUCUUUUGAAUCAGCUUAAUGAGCUUAAGGCCGAGCUUGCAUUGCUCCGAGUGGCUAAGGUCACCGGAGGUGCACCUAACAAGCUUUCUAAAAUUAAGGUUGUUAGGUUGUCCAUAGCUCGUGUGCUUACUGUUAUUUCCCAGAAGCAGAAAGCUGCAUUGAGAGAAGCAUAUAAGAAGAAGAAGUUUGUGCCUUUGGAUCUCCGGCCCAAGAAGACUCGUGCAAUCAGGCGCCGACUCACAAAGCACCAGGCAUCAUUGAAGACCGAGAGGGAGAAGAAGAGGGAGAUGUAUUUCCCAAUGAGGAAAUAUGCCAUCAAGGUCUAAUAUGAGCAGGCGAUGUUAGGUAGGACCGGUUUCUUAGGUAUAUGCGGUUUUGUUUAUCUUUUGGUUCAAUGGCAUCUCAUCUGAUGUUUGGAUGUCCGGGUAGUUGUUAUUUCAUUUUUUUGUAAUCAAAACAAAUUUGGAAGAGAAAAUCCGAGACAUUAUUUUUGGAUAGAAGCUUUUAUGUUACUUUUAUAAAGUGUAUUAGAUGGAUUGUUUCUUUAGAUUUUCAACCAUUUGGCAGAAUGGCAGUAAGAUUUUAUUUCAA
Molecule: messenger RNA, 742 nt
Organism: Nelumbo nucifera (sacred lotus)
Lineage: Eukaryota; Viridiplantae; Streptophyta; Magnoliopsida; Proteales; Nelumbonaceae
Product: large ribosomal subunit protein uL29
Biological process (GO): translation; maturation of LSU-rRNA from tricistronic rRNA transcript (SSU-rRNA, 5.8S rRNA, LSU-rRNA)
Cellular component (GO): ribosome; cytosolic large ribosomal subunit
Molecular function (GO): mRNA binding; structural constituent of ribosome
Source: RefSeq, a predicted model, not a curated record